AUGGUUCUUAGUAGAAUAAAGAAGAUGCUAUCUAACGUGAAAAGGAAAGGGCUGUUUGGGGAUCUAUAUCGUGGAGGGGUGGCUCUGAUGAAAGAGUGCACAGUGUCUGUGUCGGAGGCUGAGCUUUCAUUUGUAUCAAAGAAAAGCAAGAUGCUAUUCAAUCUUGGUGAGAUUGUAUCGGUUGAAUACGACGGCAAAGCCCUAUGGUUUAUUCAUGACCAGAAGAAGUAUCUUUUUACAAGCGGAGAAGUCCUAGGCUCUCUUUAUAAUAGCAUGGCCCCUCUCAUAAAGAAACCUAAGACUCUCUACCGCAAAAGAGCGGUAUACUCAAGAUACAACACAACCAUAGGAAGAUUUGAAGAGUCUGAGGGACAGGUGGAUGUAUUUAUUGUAGAAGACGAGGUUUUUCUGAUUAGAAUAGAGACAAGAAAUGACGUUGUACAUUUCGAAGAAAUAAGGACGGAGACACAGUAUUAUAUGGAUCAGAAGAAUGCAACGUUUGUAUGGUCUGUAAUGGAGAAUGGGGUUUUCCAUACGUUUUCGUUGAGGUUCCUGGACAAUCUUGAUUUUCUUGAGUUUCUCAGUAAGUACAUUGGAUGCCUUUAUAGGAAUGUUAACCAUGAAAGGAAUGGGGAUGAGGAGACGGAAAAGUACUUUGAAAAGAUGGAGAUAGAGAACUAUAAUCCUGACAUGUCCGAGGAUUCAGAGGAGGCUGAAGAGUAUGAGAGUUGUGAUGAUGAUGAACUUGAAAAUCAUUUUGGAGAGGCAGACGAGAAGAAUAAGCAUCUUGUUGUAGGAGACGAGAUGGCCUUUAUUACAAGAGGAAAGUCAGUGGGGGUAUUCAAGAACACAAAUGAUGGCCUAGAAUUCAAGGCAAACAUUAAGGAUGUACUGGAUGAUGAUGUAGAGAAGAUAAUCACACAUGACAACUGCUCCUCACUAAUUUUUUUGGACAAGAGUGAAAGAGAUAAGUUGCACAAGCUGGAUGUAGAAAGAGGAGAGGUUAUUGAAACAUGGGAUGUUCAAAGGAACGUUAAUGACUACUUUGAUUCACAGAAGUUAGUUGAUACUGGGUCACUUAUUGGCCUUUCUGACUACUCUGUGUUUAGGAUUGAUCCAAGGGCAAAAAGCAAGGUUGUUGAAUCGAAGGAUUACAAAACAAAGAAUGGGUUCAAUUGCGGGAUGGCCACAAGUUCUGGGCAUGUUGUCGCCGCAGGGAAGGGAGGAGACCUGAGGCUCUACGACAAGAUUGAUAAAAGGGCAAAAUCCCUUCUUCCAGGAUUUGGAGAUGAAAUCAAGUACAUAGACGUCACAAGCAAUGGAAGACAUAUUGUUUGUACAUGUAAAAACUAUCUAAUGCUGACGACUGUUCCUGGAGACUACAAGCAACCUAUCGGAAAAAAUAAGCCUGUCCCAAAAAGACUUCAAUUAAAGCCAGAGCAUUUGGCAUACAUUAAUGAGGAGAUAGACUUUACGCCUGCAAAGUUCAGCACGGAUGCCUCUGAGAGCAGCAUAAUAACAAGCACCGGAAGUUAUGUGGUCAAGUGGAAUUUAGACGAUGUGCUUAAUGGAAAGCUGUACUCGUAUCAGCUGGCCAAAUGCAAUGAUUUGGUUAUUGCAGACAAUUUUGAGUUUGGAGAAGACAGUAAUGUCAUCGUGACUAUGCCUGAUGACAUAAGAAAAGUUAAUGUUCGAAACCUCAAAAAGCCUGGGAGAAAGAUGUGGAGAUGA
Molecule: messenger RNA, 1731 nt
Organism: Encephalitozoon romaleae SJ-2008
Lineage: Eukaryota; Fungi; Microsporidia; Unikaryonidae
Product: vacuolar import and degradation protein
Exons: 1
Coding region: 1-1731 (576 amino acids)
Cellular component (GO): nucleus; cytoplasm
Source: RefSeq, a predicted model, not a curated record